Molecule: messenger RNA, 8259 nt
Organism: Scomber scombrus (Atlantic mackerel)
Lineage: Eukaryota; Metazoa; Chordata; Actinopteri; Scombriformes; Scombridae
Gene: ric1
Product: RIC1 homolog, RAB6A GEF complex partner 1
Exons: 27
Coding region: 479-4828 (1449 amino acids)
Biological process (GO): intracellular protein transport; retrograde transport, endosome to Golgi
Cellular component (GO): cytosol; Golgi membrane; Ric1-Rgp1 guanyl-nucleotide exchange factor complex
Molecular function (GO): protein binding
Source: RefSeq, a predicted model, not a curated record
UGGCGUCGGUGGGGGACAGAGAAGUAAGAGCCGGACCCUUCACCGUUAUUAAACACCGCUGGUUCGGACACCGUAUGAACUAAAACGGCGACGGGAGCGAAAGUGUGUCGACUCAUUUCAUCAGCCGCAACACACAGUUUGGUGCGGUGUGUGUGUGGUUGCUUUUGUUUUCGGUUAGCCUGCCGUUGACUUGGACAGCUCAUUAGCUUCAACUUGGAAAAGCCAACGUUAGCCCGGGCUAGCUGUGUAGCUCCAUCGGCUGCUUGGAUUUUUCUGUGCGGCAUUCAUGGAUUAAUAGCCCGACCCGUAUGAACUCCAGGCGGCAUAUAUCUAUUUAAAAACUAUUGUUUUCACUAAAGCAGCUGGCCAUGAGCCACUUCUAUUGAAAACAAACACUUCAUAAAGGAAUACGGUGCACAGAGACAGAUCUGGCAUUGCGACACUAUCUGGAGUGUCGAGACGGAGCGACUUGGCCGUCAUGUAUUUUCUUACCGGCUGGCCCCGGAGGCUUCUUUGUCCGCUGAGGAGUGAAGAGGAGCCCUUCUACAUCCAGCCCAGCUCGCAGAGGUUUUACUUCGCCGUGCUCUCGGAGACACAGCUCAGCAUCUGGUUUAGUCGGCCCAGUGUUUUGAUAGUCAGCUAUAUCGAGUCUGCAAAGGCGGCCGCCCAGUUUGGCUUCUACCAGAAGGCAGAAUGGAAACCAGACGACUCCAUGAUAGCUGUGGCGACUGCCAAAGGCUACAUCCUCCUGUUUGAUGUGCUGGGUGGAGGGGAUGACAAGUACCUAUAUGAGCCUGUCUACCCAAAAGGAAGUCCUCGUGUGAAGGUGACCCCGGGCUAUAAGGAGGAGCAAUGUGCCCCUGCUCUGUCUCUAGAGAUGAAGAAGCCUGUAGAUCUGGAGGCCCCCAUCACCAGUCUCCAGUCCCUCCAGGAGGACUUACUGGUGUGCACCGCAGACGGCUACCUCCAUGUGCUGCACUGGGACGGGCUGGGCAGCAACGGACGCAAGGCCAUCUGCCUCACUACCAUCCCCUUCUCACUAGACCUACAGUCUGCUCGAGGUGGUCCCUCUCUGGACCUGGAGGGAGUGCAUAUCCGUUGUAUGGAGUAUUGUGUAACCCUGGACGGCUUCGCUGUGGUACUGAGCGACGGACGCUUGGGCUUUAUCACACCACUCAGCAACAUCAUCACAGCAGAUCAGCUGCAGGGCGUCUGGGCAGCAGAUGUGACUGAUGGCACCUGCGUGGCCGUCAACAACAAAUACAGACUGAUGGCUUUCGGCUGUGCCAGUGGCUCAGUGCUGGUCUACAUGAUAGACACCACAACAGGAUCCAUGCAGCUCUCCCACAAACUGGAGCUCACCCCAAAACACUACCCAGACACCUACAACAAGACAGGCCCAGUCAAGCUCAUCUGCUGGUCACCUGACUACAGCGUUGCCAUGGUUACAUGGGAGUGUGGAGGCCUGUCGCUGUGGAGUGUCUUUGGAGCUCACCUAAUCUGCACUCUGGGAGAGGAUUUUGCGUAUCGUUCUGAUGGUACCAAGAAGGAUCCCAUUAAAAUCAGCUCUAUGAGCUGGGGAGCAGAGGGCUACCAUCUGUGGGUGAUCCCUAACAAACAGGAGAGGAGGAAGCAGCAGGAGGAGCAGCAAGAGGAGAAGGAGGGGGAGGAGGUAGAGAUGGUGCCACCUCCUCAGUCCUCCCAGCAGCCCGGCAUACUGCAAUUCCACUUCAUCAAGAGUGCUCUCACAGUGAACCCCUGCACGAGUAACCAGGAGCAGGUGUUACUUCACGGUGAAGACCGCCUUUAUUUGACCUGUGGCGACCCCACACAGGUCCACAACACCUCUGACACACACCCACACACACACAUGCACCCACACGACAGCAGCCCACUGCACAACCCCCCCAACCCCGAAUCCUCUCUCUCUCAGGGACUCAGCACUUUACUUGGACACAAGCACUGGCACGUGGUCCAGAUUCACAGCACAUACCUAGAGAGCAACUGGCCUAUAAGGUUUGCAGCCAUAAACACAGAAGGCCAGUGCAUGGCUGUCGCAGGGAGGCGGGGCUUGGCACACUACUCUUUAUUCACGAGGAAAUGGAAACUGUUUGGAAAUAUCACUCAGGAGCAGAACAUGACAGUAACAGGCGGUCUGGCUUGGUGGAAAGACUUUGUGGUGGUGGCCUGUUACAAUUUUAUAGACCAGCAAGAACAGUUGAGGCUCUAUCAACGAUCAUCCAACCUGGACAACGCCUUUGCCUCGGUCACGAAGCUGCAAUCAGACACUCUGCUGCUCAACGUCUUCAGAGACAUGGUCAUCUUGUUCAGAGCUGACUGCUCCAUCUGUCUCUAUAGUAUAGAGAGGCGGAACGACAGUCCAAACCCGUCGGCCAGCGUGGAGUUGCUGCAGGAAGUGUCGAUGUCUCGCUACAUCCCACACCCUGCCCUAGUGGUGUCUGUCACACUCACGUCUGUGCGGACAGAGACUGGCAUCACAUUGAAAGCCCCGCAGCAGGCCUGCAUGGCAGAGAGCAUCAUGUUGAAUCUGGCUGGCCAGUUGAUCAUGCUACACAGGGACCGUUCGGGGCCGCAGGUACGAGAGAAAGAGACGCCCGCCAACAAUAAGAAACAGCUACCAUUCUGUCCUCCGGUAGUGCUGGCCCAGUGCGUGGAGAAUGUGUGGACCACAUGUCGCUCCAACAGGAAGAAACGCCACCUGCUGGAGGCCCUGUGGUUGUCAUGUGGUGAGGCGGGCAUGAAAGUCUGGCUGCCGCUGUUCCCCCGAGACCACCGCAAGCCUCACUCCUUCCUCUCCAGGCGCAUCAUGCUGCCCUUCCACAUCAACAUCUACCCGCUGGCCGUGCUGUUCGAGGAUGCCCUGGUACUGGGGGCGACCAAUGAGACCGUGCUGUAUGACGGGCUGCAGGGUUCCUCGGAGCCACUGGAGGCGCUGUUCCCCUUCUGCACCGUAGAGAGAACCUCCCAGAUCUACCUCCACCACAUUCUGAGGCAGCUGCUGGUUCGCAACCUGGGUGAACAGGCUUUGAUGCUGGCUCAGUCGUGUGCCUCCCUUCCCUAUUUCCCCCACGUCAUGGAGCUGAUGGUGCACGUGGUGCUGGAAGAAGAGGCAACAUCGAGAGAGCCCAUCCCUGACCCUCUGCUGCCCACCGUGGCCAAGUUCAUCACCGAGUUCCCCCUCUUUCUCCAGACCAUCGUCCACUGUGCCCGGAAGACGGAGUACGCCUUGUGGAACUACCUGUUCGCUGCUGUGGGGAACCCCAAGGAUCUGUUCGAGGGGUGUCUCAUGGCUCGAGAUCUGGACACAGCAGCCUCCUAUCUGAUUAUACUGCAGAACAUGGAGGUUCCAGCAGUGAGCAGACAGCACGCCACUCUGCUCUUCAACACGGCGCUUGAGGAGGGCAAGUGGGACCUCUGCCGACACAUGAUCCGAUUCCUCAAAGCCAUCGGCUCUGGAGAGAUGGAUACCCCGCCCCCAACUCCCACCACACAGGAACCCAGCUCAAGUGGGGGUUUUGAGUUCUUCAGAAAUCGCAGCAUCAGCUUGUCUCAGUCGGCUGACUCCAUCACUACGGGCAAGUUCAACCUGCAGAAGACCUUCAGUAUGCCCACUGGACCUUCUGCUAAAGGUCGGGAUGUGGAGUGUGCAGAGAACAUGUAUAUUGAUCUGAUGCUCUGGCGCCACGCCCGCCACCUCCUGGAGCAGGUACGCCUUCGUGACCUGGGGUGUUUCUCAGCACAGCUGGGCUUCGAGCUCAUCGGCUGGUUGUGUCGUGAACGAAACCGCGUGGCCCGCGUUGAUGAUUUCGUUUUGGCGUUAAAGAGACUCCACAAAGAUUUUCUCUGGCCAUUCCCUGUUAUCCCCGUGGGAAGCCUCAGCUCACCGCUGAAGAACGGACGGUGUCGCACAGUUCUGAGUACACGGCUGUUGAAGUCGCAGUCAGCUGACAGCUUGCUGAACAGUGACAUGGACACAGCGCCCCCUCAGGCUGCUCCCAGCAACCACACCUGGCUGGACGGGAUCGGGGAGAGGACCAAAGACAUGGAUACAGCCUCGUCUGCUCACUCCAACCAACACUCACCACAGACACAUGACGCUUUCCUGUCACUGCUCACCAACAAAGUGGAGGAGUACAGUAUUGGCUCAGCUACAGACUUAACAGAGACCAGCUCAGUGGUGGAUGGUGAUUGGACGAUGGUCGAUGAGAACUCCUCGACUCUGAGUCUCAGCCAGGCCGAGCUGGAGCACAUCUCCAUGGAGCUUGCCAACAAAGGCCCGCACAAGUCGCAGGUGCAGCUCAGGUAUCUCCUCCACGUGUUCAUGGAGGCGGGUUGUCUGGAGUGGUGUGUUGUGAUUGGUUUGAUACUGCGGGACGCCAAUGUCAUCAAGCAGGUCAUCAGCUUCCUGGACAGCCCCGAGGUUCCCACAGAAACUGUUCAGAGUGUCCGAAACGGCUUGUUGGCUGUCGACACGUGGGCCUCUACUGACUGCCUGGGAUACAAACCAUUUCUCAACCUGAUCCAGCCGCACCUACAGCAGCUGAUGGAUUCAGCGGCUGAGCAGGUGCAGCCCGAGGCCUUCCAGCCCGUCAGCCAGAUCUCCAAACUCGGCGGCUCUGAGGGGCUGGGAGGCGCCGCUUUACCACGUCCUGAGGACAGCAGGGGAGCAGCGGCUCCACUGGGCCUGGCCCUGCCCUCCAUUGAACCUGCUGGAGGUUUUCCGAGACCCCCCUCUGAGGACUGUCCUCCUGAGCAGACAGAGGAGCAGGGAGACGAGGAGGGAAACUAUGACUGCACCUUGUCCUGAACUCAGGAAUCUCGUCUGGACUCUAACCUGUGAGCUUUGUGCCCGUGUGAGAAAGGGAGGAGGAAGCAGCAGCAGUUGCUGACUGGAAAUAGACUGUGUGUGUGUGUGUGUGUGCGUGUGUGUGUGUGUGUGUGUGUGUGUGUGUGUGUGUGUGUGUGUGUGUGUGUGUGUGUGUGUGUGUGUGUGUGUGUGUGUGUGUGUGUGUGUGUGUGUGUGUGUGUGUAAGCGCACAGAAAGUACCUCUCCUGCAGGUUCUUGCUUCAGUCAGUAUUACCCACUCUUCAGAUUUGCCCUCUGUGUUGACUAGAGCCCCUGUGGAUACUGAGUGACAGACAGACCAGCUGGCACAAAGACAUGACAGCACAACCAGAGAAAGUCUGACACCUCCUUUCUAGCAGGCUUAUUUUCUCCCAAAAUGUGCUGUUAGAAAAAAAAAAAAGGUCACCUGUGUGAGUGUGUGUGUUUCCAUGUGCUUUGUGGUGUUCAGAAGCUGUAGACCAGCACAGGAAAGUACAGGCUUCCUAUUCCAAGACAGAUGUUUUGUGUGCAACUUUUCUUUGGCACUUAUUUAAGUGCAACUGGAGACUUUGAAAUGUUUUUUUUUUUCUUCCCCACAGUCCAGACAAAAAGCUCCAUUGUUUCCUUUUUGGUUAAUGCAAGCAGUGCAAAGAUCACUUCAAAGAAAAAAUAAGAAACCCUGUGUAUUUGAUCAUCAUGCUACGUUGCUGAGGAUAAUGUAGAACAAAGCUCUAGUCGUGAACCAUUCACAAGAUGCACUGAAGUGUAUCUGAGCCUACAGUUAAGUGUGCAGUUAUGUUUGUGUGCACAAGGGGUGUUUCAUACUUUCAUACCUCAUAUGAUUUUAAAAUAUUUUGUGAUACCUUUUUCAAUAAUGUAACAGUGUACAACAAGAUGACAUUAUUUUUCUAUUGAUCACACCUUUGUCCCUUCCUGUAAAAAGCAGUCAUAGUAUGAAUUCUGUGUAAUUCUUGAGAAGUGACGACCUUAAGAUUUCUAAGAAAAUGAUCUCUGAGAAAAAUCCACUAUUGCGAGUGCAGACUAGUUUCUUACCACUGAUCAGUACCUGCGUUCAUGUAUUUUUCAUGCACCAGAUGAGGUUGUAACAACGCCCCGACCUUGCCGAGGUCCAGGUCCUAAAAGUGUCUGAGCCAAAAUCAGCUGCUCUCCUUCAGGUGGGGCCCAAAGCAGAUUGCUGCUGAACUGGCCAGAUUUCAGGCUGCAGUGCAGUGAAAGGUCCUGGGCAAAACAGACGCUAUAAAAACCAAAUCAUAUGAUGCUUUAUCCAGCUUUUAAACACACAUUUUGUGUUUGUAUGAGAGACUGCAAGUGUGUGUCCUAUCAUUAGUGAGGCAGAUCAUGAAUAUUGUUAUUAAAGCCAUCCGACUCUGUAGAUUUUGUACCGAUCCCUCGUUGCGAGAACAUCAUUUGAUUCCCGCUUCAGUAAUGUUAACAGUGAACAUCAGUAUCCUUUUUUUUCAUGUGUAAUGGACCCCAAACAUCUGAUAAGGACUCAUAUUUCGUCCAGUCCCACUAUUAUUAUUAUACUCUGAGGGUCCAACAACGUGCAUAUCCCAUCGCUGACAUGCUCGAGACAAUGAUAACUGACUCCGCCACAUGUUGAUACAGCAUGUGUGGUGACUUCCAUCACAUGGAAUUGAGUUUUAUUGUAGUAGUCCUCAUUAUUACUAUUAUUUAUUGGCGUUUUAGCUGAGUUAUAAUUGCUGAAUUGAUACCUGGAGAUGUGCUUGGUUUUUUUUUUUUUUUUUUUUUAAUGACUGAUCACAAACCCUUUAGUUAAUCAAAGUCGUAUAUUGGCUCUCUACCGCAAGCACUAAAGGUUUAUCAUGGAUAUGUCAGUAUUAUAUUGUGCAAUGUAUUGAAAUGUUACUCAGCUUUAUUUUUUUGUGUUCAUUACUUUUUCUUUUUCUGUUUCAUCCCCCCAUCUGUUCACUUCUACUUUUCACAACAGAUCAAAUUAUAUUUUACAGAUUUGUUUCGCUCUCUCUUGUCUGGCAAGAUGAGUCGGGUUUGGUUAUCGGUUAAAAGGAAAAGGCUGGCAAUAUUCUUCAUAUUUCUCACUGGCAACAAAUCUCAUGGGUAGAACCAAACCAACAUUGAACUCAUCCUACUAGAUAAGUAUAGUGUGUUUGUGUGUAUCCUCUGAACCGUAGAUCUCCGUUAUCAUCCAAAAAAAACAUAUCAAUGAGCCACACUGCUGAGUGACUGAGUGAAAUCUUCAUUCACCCUGAAGGCAGUGGCUACAGCUCCAAAGACUAAUAAGUGAUAAGGUUUUUAAUCUUGAGAGAGUAGUUCCUUGUGUGACAGAUCAACACCCUUGACUUUGUACUGAAAUCCUUUGAGAAUCUAUUAUGUAGUACAAAAUCAAUAUCCCGUGACAUGUGGCACAACAAGCUAACAAAGCUCUGUAAACAGAUGUGUUCGCAGGCCUCUGUCGUACUUACUACUCUCCUGAGACUGAAAUUCUUAUCGCUGUUUCUAAACAAACUACAGUAGUCGUUGCUUUCAUGGUGAAGUAACAUGUCGCCCGGUGCAGCUCGUUGACAUGUUUUUAACUAGUUUUUGGAUAACAACGGAGGUCUACAGCACAGAGGAUUACAGUCUCUCAGCUUUUGAUAACAAGACAAUUCUUUUAAGUAGGAUGUUGGUUUGGUUCUGCACAUGAGAUUUGUCGACUGGGAGGGAAAAACAACUGAAACUCGACAGCCUUAGCCAUUAAAAACUUCAAUUCUGUUUUUAUAACUUGAGUACUAACAAAAAGGGCAAAAGGACUGCAGUGUUGUUGACUCUAAUGUCCUGUUGUCACUCAACAUGAAUCCUGUCUGUCGCCCCCUCGGUCUCCACUCUGAACAAGCCUACAGCUACACUACGCUGCUGCGCUGUAAGCUUUACUUGAAAACGGUAACUUGAUGAACCAAAGACUUUAACGUCCAGAGGCCUUCUGUUUUAACCGGUUGCUUCGAUUUGAGCGCGAGUCAUUAUGCAGAGGGAACAAAAACCUCACACACAAAAAAAAAAACCCUCCCUCUCAUCACAAACAUAACCAUUGACGCACAGAACUAAUGCUGACGGCAUACGAGACAAUUUCCUACGGAAAUGAAUAUUUCAGAUCUUUUUAUGGUUUCCUUCUCUGCGAACGAGGAGUGGUCACAUGGUACGCGGCUUUCAGUCCACUCCGAGGUGGACAGCGCUCCCUCCCUCCCUCCCUCCUGUGUACAGUUUAAAAAGUAUUGCCUGCUUCCUGUCUCAGAGGUCAGUUUUAUUUCUGGGGCAGCAGCAGACAUCCUCAAUGCAGUGUAAAGAUACUCUCUUGUACAUUUGCCUUUUCUACUCAUGUUUGGUUUUCUACUUCAUUUUUUCCUUGUACAUAAAGACCAAUAAAUUAUUUUUAA